Messenger RNA from Ipomoea nil (Japanese morning glory), 1179 nucleotides. RefSeq lists its product as uncharacterized. Bases 1 to 1179 code for a protein of 392 amino acids. NCBI's taxonomy places the organism in Eukaryota, Viridiplantae, Streptophyta, Magnoliopsida, Solanales, Convolvulaceae. The transcript is spliced from 2 exons. Gene Ontology annotation, molecular function: nucleic acid binding; RNA-DNA hybrid ribonuclease activity. The record is from RefSeq and is a predicted model, not a curated record.
AUGGGUUUAAUGGAUCAACAGACUGGAACCUGGGAUCCGGAUAUUCUAACAGAUAUUUUCAUACCGGAGGAUGUGGAACGAAUUAAAAAAAUACCUGUAUCACCUAGGUAUGAUGAUUUGUGGUACUGGUAUGGAGAUCCAAAUGGUGAAUAUUCUGUCAAGAAUGGGUAUAGGAAACUAGUGGGCAAUUACUCCCAACCACUAGGGACCUUUGAUAAAUGGAAGAGAGUGGAUAUUGAUCCAACAUGUGCUAUGUGUGGGGCUUCACAUGAGGAUAUUGUGCAUUCUUUGAUCACAUGUGGCUAUACAACAAAUAUUUGGAUACAAUCUCACCUUCCAAUCCCCAAUAGUGUCACAAAUGUUUUCAGUGAUUGGAUUAAUGAUUUGAUGAAUGUUUUAGGUGAUAAUGAGAUUAUUUAUGCAGUGGCAAUUCUAUACUACACUUGGUGUGCAAGGAAUGGGGCUGUGUGGGACGCAUGUUUGCCCAGGCCUCAGAAGGUAAUUGCAAUGGCGUCUUCAGCUGUACACUCUUGGAAAAUUGUGCACCCGACACAUACACACCCGCGAGUAAAUGCGGCCGUGAUGGAGCAAGUAGAAGCCCCAACCAUACGGCAACAAAAUGCCGUAGGUCUCACUGCCGAACCGGCAGAAACUGUGCUGCCUUUGAGCAGCAGUAUAAUGCAGCCACACGGACAGCAACAGCAGCCGAAUGUGCCUUACGGGACUCCCCUAAUGUGCUACUUCGACGCGGCAUACGACCCACGAACGAGCAAGGCGGCAGCGGGUGCAAUUAUUCUAGAUGCGCAAGGAGGGUAUAUUGCCGCAAUGACCACCCCUAUGUCAGAUUGUUUUACACCUUUAAUGGCGGAGGCUCUAGCGUGCAAAGAAGUUUUGUCAUGGUUGAGAAACCGCGGUAUAGACUCUAUCCAGCUCUUCACAGAUUGUUUAGUACUACAACAAUAUCUAUCAUCUACGACUCGAUCACCACGGUCUUAUCUGGGCUAUGCUAUUGAUAGCUGCAGGACUAGUAUAUUGGUUUUUGAGAACUGUUUAAUUCGAUACGUUCCUAGAUUAGAUAAUUAUUUAGCUCAUACUCUAGCAUCUAUUACCUCUACUCAGACGACAAUUAUGUAUGCGGACUCAAGUCCACCAGCUGCUAUUUCAGCAUAUUUUGAAUAA